AUGGACAUCGAGGCACGCCGCGCCAACGCCCAAUCCUCCACACGAUCGCAAUCGCAAUCGCAGACGUCGCAAUCGCAGACACUGUCGAUAACGCCCUCUGCCACGGGCUCGCGAACAGCAGCGUCCCUGACUCCGAUCCCACUUUCGGCGCUGUCGAUUCCGAAUACGCCUAUUUCUGUGGGUAUGGGCGUGGGGAUGGGCGGGAUCAUGGGUGCGGGUGCGGGGAUGGGAAUGGACGAGCUGACGCCGUCGUCGAUGCUGUCGGGGGGGGAGGCAUGGCGGUGUGCGCGGGAUGAUGGGGACACCACUACAGAGGCGCACCGGGGGAGUGGUAUCGACGGUGAUCCUGGAUUCAGCGGUGGAGGUUCGGAUUCAAGUAUCUGGAAUGGGGCAGAUACAGACGUGAGUAUGUGCUUGACGGGGCCAUCCACGCACCAUGGACGAACCCACCUUGUCUUCUACAUCCCCGCCUCCAUUCCUCUUCACAUCGUCACGCCGUGCCUCUUCGUAUUGAGCUUGCGCUGGCGGACAUGCCCCGCGGUUGCCGUGCGCUGCUUCGCUGAUGUCCGCCCCGUCGGGGACGGCGCUGUGGAUACCGUUGCUUCCACCUGGGCCCCUGCAUUGCCCUCUGCAUUGCAAGGCCUGUCGCUGUCGCUGUCACCGUGGAAGAAUGAGUAG
Molecule: messenger RNA, 678 nt
Organism: Pleurotus ostreatus (oyster mushroom)
Lineage: Eukaryota; Fungi; Basidiomycota; Agaricomycetes; Agaricales; Pleurotaceae
Exons: 2
Coding region: 1-678 (225 amino acids)
Source: RefSeq, a predicted model, not a curated record